AUGCAAUCAACCCGACUUGAGCUGGUCCCCUUAUCCACAGACCAUCUGCCAGGUUAUUUCUUGGUGCGGUCCGAUUGGGAAAUUGAGAAAUGGAACAGUCCCAAGCCAUUCACCUCAAUACAGGAAGCAGAAAAAGAUUUGUUAUCAAGAAUAUGGAGUGUCGACCCUACGCAAGAUACAUACGCAAUCCUCCUCCGCCAGGACCUGGAUCCCAAGACAAUUGAUAGGUCACAGUGCACAGAAGUCACAGAUAGCGACAGUACAGAUAGUGACGGUGUUCUCGUGCCUGGAGGUUUCAUCGGCUAUAUAGGUGUCUAUAGACUCGAUCAGGUGCCCGACGUCCACUAUACUAUCCACCGAUCUGCGUGGGGGCUUGGAUUUGCGACUGAAGCACUACUCGCGUUCACAGAGUUGUUCUGGAAGACCUACCCCGAACACUAUCGAUUGAUAGGACGUUGUGACACCGAGAAUCCGGCUUCGGGUCGGGUAAUGGAGAAAGUGGGGUUUGAAUACUACGAUUAUAUAUGUGCAGAUGAGUUUCAGCCAUGGAUGGUACCAUCAGCACGAGAUAGUCUGCGAUUUGUACUGGUUAGGCCGGGCUACACCUUUGACUAG
Molecule: messenger RNA, 615 nt
Organism: Aspergillus nomiae NRRL 13137
Lineage: Eukaryota; Fungi; Ascomycota; Eurotiomycetes; Eurotiales; Aspergillaceae
Product: GNAT family N-acetyltransferase
Exons: 1
Coding region: 1-615 (204 amino acids)
Molecular function (GO): acyltransferase activity, transferring groups other than amino-acyl groups
Source: RefSeq, a predicted model, not a curated record